This is a messenger RNA of Serendipita indica DSM 11827, 1173 nucleotides long. NCBI's taxonomy places the organism in Eukaryota, Fungi, Basidiomycota, Agaricomycetes, Sebacinales, Serendipitaceae. The record is from the annotation of a GenBank genome assembly.
AUGAUCUGGAAGCUCUUGCUCGCUUUGACGACUAGCACUGCUCAUGUACUGGCUAUUGGCACUCCUCUAGGAUUUGGGUCUUCGACCGUCGGUGGAGGAAGUGCUACUGCAGCUACUCCAGCAUCUGCGGCUCAACUCCUUUCAUGGCUCGCGGAUAGCACACCACGCACUAUCGUCAUUAGUACGACGUAUGAUUUUACAAACUACUACGGCUCUACCUCCGGCAAGAUUUGCAAGCCAUGGACGUGCUCUCCAAACCCUCAAUUUGCGAUCGAUCAAAAUAACUGGUGUGCCAAUUAUCAACCGAGCGCCGCCACUGGUACAGAUUCUUGGUACAAAUCAGGAACCGGGUACUCUUACCUACUCAAGGUCGCAAGCAAUAAGACGCUCCUUGGGAAGGGUAGUUCUGCGGGAAUCAAAGGCAUUGGAUUAUUGAUCCAGAAUGCUGAUAAUGUCAUCAUCCAAAAUAUAAACAUCUCAGACAUCAAUGCCAAAUUCGUCUGGGGUGGUGAUGCUAGUGAGCGACUACCAGUCACAAUCGUUGGUUCGACUCAUGUCUGGAUCGACCAUUGCACUAUUAAGAACGUCGGACGGCAAUUCAUCGUCACAGGAUACAAUCCAGCCAAGGCAAUUACCAUCUCGAAUAACAUUUUCGAUGGCCGCGCCACCUAUUCUGCAACCUGCAAUGGAAAGCACUACUGGGUUGCUCUCUUCACCGGGUCCGCCGAUACAAUCACAUUCGCUCAGAACUACAUAUACCAAACUUCUGGCAGAGGGCCCCACAUCGGAGGAACCUCUGGAUAUACUCAAUACGUGCAUGUUGUGAACAACUACUUCGUGAGCGUCUCCGGUCAUGCUUUGGACUCUGAAGUUGGUGCAGUGACACUCGCAGAAGGCAACUACUUCAAUACUGUGACAACACCAUCCAUGGCAGGGACGGCUGGGAAUGAGUAUUUCAUACAGACAUCUUCGGAUCUAUCGGCUUGUCAAUCAGCUUUGGGUCGUACCUGCCAGGCAAAUACACUCCUGAGCUCUGGAUCUGUUUCUCGCCUCAACUCUGCCGUCCUUACGGCUCUCAAAGCUCAGAGCGCCGUCACAAGGUACUCGCCAAUGUCGGCAAGUGCAGCUGCUUCAUACGUCCAGGCAAAUGCUGGUGUCGGAAAGAUCAAUUAG